Molecule: messenger RNA, 1040 nt
Organism: Suillus subalutaceus
Lineage: Eukaryota; Fungi; Basidiomycota; Agaricomycetes; Boletales; Suillaceae
Product: O-methyltransferase-domain-containing protein
Exons: 8
Coding region: 148-1002 (284 amino acids)
Molecular function (GO): O-methyltransferase activity
Source: RefSeq, a predicted model, not a curated record
CAAAAGCUCGUUCCCAUUCUCCGCUGCUGUGCAGCCAACGGUUGGGUGCAGGAGACCCAAGAUUCCUCAUUUGCUUUAAACAGAUGUUCGCGCACUUUCAUCAAAGGUCACGCAGGUCGGAGACUGAACCUUUCUACGCCUGGGUUUAUGUCAUUAGUCGGAACCAUGCCAUGUUGGGUAACGGAAUCGGAUUGGAAACUCUCGCGUUCUCCAGCGCAGACUGCUUUCCAGAUCGCGUUCAAGACUCCCUUGCAACGAUUCUCCUGGGUCAUACAAAAUCCACAGGGCCUUAUUCCAUUGGCGGAUCAUAUCCAAGUCCUUGGUGACAUGUCUACGCUGAGUAUUGUGGCAGACUACUCAUGGGAACAACUGGAAACGCCCAUCAUUGUUGAUUGUGGAGGAGGAGAGGGCGGUCUAAUUUCGGCCAUCCUAGACGCGCAUCCUUCCUUCCAAGCCAUCGUGCAAGACAUGGAGAAUGUUGUCGCACUGACAAGUUCGAUUAUGAAGGAACGCCGCCCUCGUGAUAUAGAAAGUGGUACACUCAAGGUGGAAGCCCACGAUCUUUUCCAGUCUCAACCACGGAUCGGAAACGAGUAUAGUUUUAUCUUGCGUCAUAUACUGCAUGAUUGGCCUGACGAAGAAGCGGCCGCAAUAUUGGGCAACGUAGCUCGCGCACUGGGCCCCAAGUCCAAAAUACUCAUCAUCGACAUGGUAGCUAUCCCGAACGUAGACUCGACUGCUACAACGAGUGCCAAAUUAUUCUUACCGGACGGCGAUGAUAAACACCCCGACUAUUGUGUUCCAUCGCACUUUGGUUCAGCGUCCAAACUAGUCAGCGGGUACUCAGUGCAUAUGCUAUCCAUGAUGAACGGUUGCGAGAGGUCUUUGCGUGAGUGGGAGAACCUUGUUAAAGGGUGCGGGCUCCGCAUUACGAAGGUUUACUCGCUGCGAGCUCACACUUCCGUUAUUGAGUGUGCACUUGACGCACAAGGGUUGUUGUAACAACAGAGAAUUUUGGAUCCCAUAGUGAUGACAAUUUU